Molecule: messenger RNA, 3208 nt
Organism: Hemibagrus wyckioides
Lineage: Eukaryota; Metazoa; Chordata; Actinopteri; Siluriformes; Bagridae
Gene: nek5
Product: serine/threonine-protein kinase Nek5
Exons: 22
Coding region: 304-2691 (795 amino acids)
Biological process (GO): protein phosphorylation
Molecular function (GO): ATP binding; protein kinase activity
Source: RefSeq, a predicted model, not a curated record
AAUAAUAAUUCUAAGCUUUUUUUUUUUACACCAAUACAAUUUAUAAUAUACAGCGCUAGCUGUUUCCAAGUGAAACUACAAGUCCCACAGAGCCACAUGGUUAGUCACGUGGGGUCUGGACGCACCGUUCACGCGCUCGCACGCGUCAUCACGUCGCUAGAGUAAGCUGCUCUAGGGUUAGGCUGCGCGCGCCUUUGCUCUUUUGACAAGUUUAUCUCUCUUAUUUGAGAUGCAUUUCUCGGCAUGUUUCUCCUCUCACAGCGAAAAUGAAUCAGCAGCCUGAGUCCCGCGUCAGUUCGGGUGAUGGAGGGGUACGUGGUUCUGGGUCAGGUUGGAGAGGGUGCGUUUGGGAAAGCGCUGCUGGUCAGAGAGAAGGCGGGUCCAGGCCGGCGGUGUGUGGUGAAGCAGGUCAGCUUGUCUCGGAUGUCCUCUCGUGAAAGGGAAGCAGCCAAGAAGGAGGUGACUUUACUGUCCAGAAUGAAUCAUCCCAACAUUGUGGCAUUCUUCCAGUCGUUUCAUGAACGAAAUACUCUCUACAUAGUGAUGGAGUACUGUGAUGGUGGGGAUCUCAUGAAGAAAAUCACUUUGCAAAGAGGACAGCCUUUCAGAGAAGAAAAAAUAAUCGAUUGGUUUGUUCAGAUCUGUUUGGGUCUGAAACACAUUCAUGACAGAAAAGUUCUGCACAGAGACAUCAAAGCUCAGAACAUCUUCCUCACUCAAGGAGGAACAAAAGUCAAACUUGGAGACUUUGGCAUCGCAAGAAUGUUAAACAACACAACGGAGCUGGCAAGAACGUGUGUCGGGACGCCGUAUUAUAUUUCUCCAGAGAUCUGUGAGAACAGACCUUAUAACAACAAGACAGAUAUGUGGUCUCUCGGAUGUGUUCUCUAUGAGCUCUGCACACUCAGACACCCAUUUGAAGGCAGCAGUUUGAGGCAGCUGAUUGUGAAGAUCUGUAGAGGACACUACACUCCAGUGUCACAGCGUUACAGUGCUGACCUCAGGCUGCUGCUUUCACAGCUGUUUAAGGUCAGUCCCCGGGAUCGGCCCUCAGUCAACUCGCUGCUGAAACGACCACUUCUACACAAACACAUCAGCAAGCACCUGGACCCACAGUUCAUGGAAGAGGAAUUUAGUCACACGGUUCUGCACAGAGUCAAACCUGCAGCACUGCAUGAGAAUAAACACCCUGCAGUUAUUCCAAGGCCCGGUCCAGCAGUAAAGCCUGAGCAUCCUCUGAGCAAUUUUCCUCCUAGACCAGAGAGAAGAUGUGCAGUAGCCAAGCCUUUCUGCACACAGAGUAAAAAAGUGACGGGCCAUGCAGUGGCGGGAGAAGUAGGAAAGUCUCAGCACUACAGACAGCAGCGUGACCAUCGGGACCAACUACAGCACCAUCCACAUCUUCAUCAGCCUCCUCUUCCUCCUCGUCUCGCAGCACAUGAACCUGUGGAGCUGGAGAAGCCGUCCAACAGACCGAGCGCGCUGGAGCCAUACCAGCUUGUAGCAGCAGCAAGGGAGGAAUACCUACAGAGAAGACAAGAAGCAAACAAAUACAAACUUAGAGCGGAAAAACAGCUGGGGCUGAGGCCAAGUACAGCAGAUGCCGAUCGGUUCAGACUGUAUGACGAGAGAUCUGCUCCUCCUCCUCUUCCUCCUCCUCCACAGCAUGCAGUGCAAGACAAAAUACACGGACAGCAGGAGUAUCUCAAGCAGUUGCGGCAAAUCAGGCAACGUUAUCAGGAUGAGAUCAGAGAGAUGAGGCAGAGAGCCAACGCUGAGGUCCAGACAAACAUAACAGGGGAAGAUAUGGAGCAUCCUACAGCAAAACAAACACAGCCACCUAGUGAAGAGCAAAAGCCCACAGACAUGGAGGAAGCUCUGAAGCAGAUUCUGGAGCAGAACCAGAAAGAGAGGAGAGAGCUGCAGAAGAAAUAUAACGAUCAGAAAGCAGUCAUGUUUGAGAUCAAGCUGCAGGAAGACAGAAUGCAGGGAGAAGCAGAUGAAGAACCAGAGGAAAUGGACGAAAAGGAUGAGGAGGAUCCUCUGAAUCAAACGCUGAAAUUUGAUGCCGAGCUCAAAUUAUGGAGACCUGCGGGUGAGGCCGAAAUCAAGCCUGAAGGAGGAGUUGAGGAAGAAAGGAGUGAAGAGGAGGAGAAGCGUGAGAAAAGAGGGAUGUGGCAGCACGAAGCUCCUCAAACUCUUCUGAAUGCUCUGGCAAACAUGGAGGUGUCAUCCACCUGUUCCACGUUUUCAUCUACACAGGGCAAAGCUACUGAUCAGGAAGAGGCGGAGCAAAGUCCGGAAGGGCGGAGAAAAUGGACAGACUGUCCUCCUGAUACACUCCUUAAUGCUCUGGCUCAGGCACAGCUCACCUACUCGACACUGGGAACAGUCGUACCAUCAGAUGUAGAAAAAGCAUCGGAUGGAGGUGAAGGAAGAGUGACGGAAGAUAAAAAAACAGACAAUGCUGAUGACGAAGGAGAGGAAGACUCUGACAUUGAAGUGGACGAGGAUCGGCUGGAGCCCCGAUCAGAUGAUGAUGAUACGAAUUUUGAAGAGUCAGAGGAUGAGCUGAAGGAGGAGGUGAAGGACUCCAUGAGGAACCUCUUUAUCAUGGCAGAGGAUGAGGAGGUGCAGAGCAUGAAGAAGACAGAGGAGGAAAACAAUACAGAGGCUCCUGUCCAAGGCUGAGCAAGAAAUAAAUAAUGCCCCAGAACCCAGAGGAUGGUUAGCAUUUAGAAACAUAACCAUACGCAGUGACAGUGUCCUGUUUUUAUUGUUGCAAAUGUAUGAUGUCAUUGAAUAAUAGGGAUUAUAUCAUUAAUGAUUUUUACUGAAAAGGUGUUCACUAGUGAAGCAGAUGUUACAGGCACUGUGGCAAAGUAUUUUAAUGCAAGUGUAAGAGGAUUUACAGGUUUUGGUAGGCCGCUUCGACCAGCCUCCACGCUCGACCAUGCCCGACUAUAACUGACCACACCUGACUACACCUACCCACGCCCUGCUGCCACACAUAGGUAUACAAUAACUGUUUUAAAUGAAUAUUUAAUUCCUCCUUUCUAUGUAGUGUGAACUCAUGAUGUUUGAGCAUCAGAGUAAUUCUCACAAACCCUGUCAUGAACAUCUAAUUUUAAAAUCAGAAAUUGCAGAUUUCUACAUCUGGACCAUUAAAACCUUUCUACAAUGUAACAACAUCUCAGUGAUGUAACAA